GAGGCUGGGAAGUCCCCAGACGGCUGCUGAACAUGGACAGUGCUGCGAGGCCCAGGUCGGCCUCCCUGGGUGACGUCCAGUUCGGAGCAGUGGCCACCGAGACCAUCGAGGAUGCGCUGCUGCACCUGGCCCGGCGGAACGAGCAGGCCGUCCGCGAGGCCGCGGGCCAGCAGGGCCACUUCCGCUUCCGGGAGCCGCGCUUCGUGGAGUUCGUUUUUCUCCUGUCUGAACAAUGGUGUCUGGAGAAAUCCGUGUGCUACCAGGCUGUAGAAAUCCUAGAAAGGUUUAUGGUCAAGCAGGCGGAGGACAUCUGUGUGCAGGCCUCGGUCCAGCUGGGGGACAGCAAGUGGACAGAGGCUCCAGACUGGAGGGUUCGGAAGGAGCGGCUCUGCAGCAAGUUUGUCCUCCGCCUGGUGUCGUGUGUCCAGCUGGCCAGCAAGCUGUCUCUCCACUACAAAGUCAUCAGCAGUGUCACAGCCUUGCACUUCCUCCAGGGCCUGGGGCUCCCUUACACUAGAGAGGAACUGCUGGACUCAGAGCUGGACAUCUUGAAGUCCCUGGACUUCCAGAUAAACCUCCCCACUCCCCUGGAGUAUGUCGAGGUGCUCCUGGAAGUUCUAGGGUACAACGGCUGUGUGGUCCCAGCCACACAGCUGCACGCCACCUGCCUGACCCUGCUCGACCUGGUCUACCUCCUGCACGAACCUGUGUACAAGAGCCUGCUGAGGGCUGCCGUGGGGAACACCACGCCCAGCCAGCUGCAAGGGGAGAAGUUUAGUUCAGUGGAGGAAGACUUCAUGCUGCUGGCAGCAGGGGUCAUUGCGGCAAGUGCUUUCAUCCAGAACCACGAAUGCUGGAGCCAGGGUGACGGGGCCAGCUCAACCUUCCUGUCUUGGGCUAGUUUCCACCCACCUGGGCUCCGGAGAAACAUUCCUGUACAUUUCCAGAGGCUGCAGGGGAAAACCUUCCUGAAACUGGACAGCAGGCUUGAGCUUCACACCAAGAAAAUCCCAGAACCACCUACCACUCCAGAACCCAGCAGCGGCACCCUGCCUGCCUGCAGUGCUGGGUCGGCCUUUGCCUGCCGGCCUGGCAUCGUGAAAGUCUGCUCUGGGUCUGCCUCCCACCAUGGGCACAGCUUUGCCCGCCUUCUUGUGUCCUUUCCGUGCCACUCAGCCUGGUCCCACUGUGAGUUCCCUCGGGGUGGGGGUUACUGACCUGUACGGAAGGCAAAACCGCGUCUCGCCCUUCUCCACCUCCUCUUUGAACUGCUGCACACAGUCCAGGAAAGCCACCAUGGCAUGGUCGAAUUUGUUGUCCCAGAAAAACCGCAGCCCCCCAGAACAGUACAAAGGCAGCUCCUGUUCAAGUGAGAGAAUGACUGUGGUCAGGUGAGCGGGGGCUGUUCCCAGUCCUAUUGGCUGCUCCAGCCGUGCUCCGUGUCCACCAGAAGUAACUGUGCUGAGGGACACAACCUCUGUCCCACGAUGGCAAUAACCUCAGGCAAAUCCAACACCUCAGCGCUGUCUCCUGGCAGGGGGAAGCACCAAUCCCACCUUGCAUAGUCCCUCCUCAGGCAGGCCCACGUGGUCUCUGCUCGGCCCCACCCUUCUCAACGGCUGGAAAGCCCGACUCCUCUAUCAGCCCCUCAGAGCUAUGCCCGCGCAAGGCACUGGCCCUUUAUGGGCAGUUCAGUCCGAGAAGGAAACUGGCUGAUGCCAGUAUCAAAGGUAAACACUUUUUAAUUUUUUUUCAGUGCCAGGGAUGGAACCCAAGGUUUUGUGUAUGCCAGGCAAGCAUUCCCUGCUGAGCUACACUCUCAGGCCCAAAACAAAAUCAUUUUGUUAGGAGGAAUAAGAAUUCUGUCAUCUAGGGAAGAUGAGGCCUCCCUCAGUACCUUGGAUUUGUCUGCCAGGGACUCCAGGUAUGAAUGGUUUCCAUAGGGAACAAGUCGAUACCUAAAGUGAGAUGAAGAGAGCUGAGUGCAUGGCCCUUCCUCAAGCAGUUACUGGCUUUUCAAUCUGCUUCCUAGCCAAGGACUUCCUGCAUUAUUCCCGGCCUUCUUUCCCACCUCCCCAUAGCAUUCAUGGUUAAAAGACUUUGAGGCUGAGUGUGGUGAUCCCAGGGCUUGGGAUGAUGUGGCAAGAGGAUCUCAAAUCUGAG
This is a messenger RNA of Heterocephalus glaber (naked mole-rat), 2163 nucleotides long. RefSeq names its product cyclin N-terminal domain containing 1 (gene Cntd1). Gene Ontology annotation, cellular component: site of double-strand break. The record is from RefSeq and is a predicted model, not a curated record. Lineage: Eukaryota; Metazoa; Chordata; Mammalia; Rodentia; Bathyergidae. Gene Ontology annotation, biological process: reciprocal meiotic recombination.